AUGACCCGGUUUGGCUUUGCUAGAGGUUGGAUUUCUAUGGUGAUGCAAUGCGUGAGUACAGUGCAGUACUCCUUUUUUAUCAGAGGGCGGCCACGAGGAUAUGUUUCCCCUAGCAGGGGAUUAAGACAAGGUGAUCCAUUGUCACCUUAUCUUUUUCUUCUGGGAGCAGAAGGAUUUUUAGCUUUACUCCAGAAGAGUCUAGUUGCAGGUACUCUGCCAGGCAUUGCAGUUUGUCCUAAUGCACCCCCGAUAAAUCACUUGUUGUUUGCGGAUGAUAGUAUGCUCUAUGCUCGGGCUUCGUUGGAAGCAUGUAGUGUCAUUCAGGAAGUGUUGGAGACUUAUAGGAGAGCUUAUGGUCAGGUGGUUAAUUUUGCCAAGAGUUCGGUGGUGUUUAGCAAAAAUGUACCGGUUGAUAUACAGGAUGAUAUUUCUGGUGUAUUGCGUGUGGAGGUGGUGGAGUCUCAUGCCAAAUAUCUAGGUCUUCCCACUUAUGUAGGGUGUAAGAAAACAGCUACUUUUCAGUAUAUCAAGGAGAGAUUGUCAAAAAGCUUACUUCAUGGCACGUGUGCACGAUUUUGGUGGGGAAGCACGUUAGAUAAACGGAAAAUCCACUGGAAGAAUUGGAAUGCUUUGUGUAAUCCGAAGGAAGAUGGUGGGUUAGGCUUUCGAAGCCUAUCCAAUUUCAACUCUGCUAUGCUAGCCAAACAAGCUUGGAGGAUUGUGAAUCACCCUUCAACGCUUGUUGCUCGGAUUUAUAAAGCGAGAUAUUUUCCGGAUACUUCUUUCUGGGAGGUAACUUCUCAUGCUUCUCCCUCGUACUCGUGGAGAAGCAUUUUCUCAACUCGAGAUAUGCUGAAAGAUAGUUGCUACUGGCAGGUGGGCAAUGGAGAGAAUAUUGAUAUCUACUCAGAUCUUUGGGUAGUGGCUUUACCGCUUGGGAGGCCCAUACCUUCAGGAUUGGCUACAGUUGAGGUUAGUAAAGUUCACGAGUUGUUAAGUGGUACUGGUGGAUGGAACAUUCCUUUGUUACAAGAAAUUUUCACAGGGGAGGAAGCCACGGCAGUUGCUACAAUUCCAUUGAGUAGGAGAGCAGUCAUUGAUAGGCUUUGUUGGAAGCUUUCGAAGGAUGGAAAGUUCUCGGAAAGAAAUGAUCGGGUUUGGAAUCAAAAGAGGUGUGAGGCCAGGGAUGUGAGUUUGGGGAUUGUCUCUAGGCUGCAAGAAUUUACGGUUCACAAUUUGAAACCCUACCAACCUAAGGUUAAACGUGGAGCAGUGUGGAAAGCUCCUCCUGUGGGGGUGGUGAAGGUCAAUGUUGAUGGGGCAUUCCAUCACACUUCCAGGAAGGGUGGCUUGGGUUUUGUUUUCAGAAAUGAGAAUGGAAUAAUGCUGGGUGGUGGCUCCUGGCCCUUGAGCGGGUUGAAUUCCCCAAAACAUGUUGAAAUUUUGGCAUGCAAGGUUGCUUUAGAGUUUGCGGAGGUGCAUGGUUUUGGACCUGUUAUUUUAGAGACUGAUGCUUUAGAGGUUCAGUGUCAACUUUCUUUGCAUGACUCUGUCAAUUUAUCAGGGCUAGGUAGAAUAUAUGAUGACGUUGUGGCUCUCUUGGAGGCUCACAGUGUUAUCCAGGUGACUCAUGUGGGUAGGAAAGAAUUUUACAAGCUGCAAUUGCAGUUGACCUUUGUACUGUGUAAUCUUUUCUUCCUUUAA
Molecule: messenger RNA, 1704 nt
Organism: Rosa chinensis
Lineage: Eukaryota; Viridiplantae; Streptophyta; Magnoliopsida; Rosales; Rosaceae
Exons: 4
Coding region: 1-1704 (567 amino acids)
Molecular function (GO): nucleic acid binding; RNA-DNA hybrid ribonuclease activity
Source: RefSeq, a predicted model, not a curated record